This is a messenger RNA of Abrus precatorius (Indian licorice), 1092 nucleotides long. RefSeq lists its product as uncharacterized. Bases 174 to 830 code for a protein of 218 amino acids. NCBI's taxonomy places the organism in Eukaryota, Viridiplantae, Streptophyta, Magnoliopsida, Fabales, Fabaceae. The record is from RefSeq and is a predicted model, not a curated record. The transcript has 3 exons.
AAAUUGGCGCACCCCAUUUUGGGUUCUUUUUGCCAAAAUGUUUCUUUCUACUACUACCCUUUUUUAAUUUUCAUAUCAUCAUUUCUACAAAGUUUGCGUCUCUAAACUUAAAAAGCCUUAUUAACCUGUAUUUAUAGGCCCUCCAUGUGUACAUAACUUUUAGGAUGUAGUGUAUGUUUGUUUACCCCUUGAAAACUUGUGGCUGCUAUAAAUAUUGUGGUAAGGUACUUCGACAUUCCCUUCCACCUUCGUUUUUAUCCUCGUCUUUGUUGCGUGAGAGAGAGGAGAUCAUGGGAAAUUGCCAAGCCAUUGAUACAGCAACUCUAGUGAUACAGCAACCCAAUGGGAAAGCAGAAAGGUUGUAUUGGCCUGUAAGUGCUAGUGAAGUGAUGAAGACGAACCCGGGUCACUAUGUUGCUCUUCUUAUCUCCACCACAUUGUGCCCAACCAAGAACAAUGAAAAUUGCCCGAAUAAGAGUGACAAUAACACCAACCCUGUUCGCUUUACCCGCAUCAAGCUUCUCAAGCCAACGGAUACCCUUGUGCUUGGUCAAGUUUAUAGACUAAUCUCAGCUCAAGAGGUUAUGAAGGGUCUUUGGGCAAAGAAACAAGCAAAGAUGAAGAGAAACUUGUCAGAACCAGCGCAAAAGUUAAAUCAGAUGAAGGAAAGGACGGACAAAGCAGCAAGGAGGUUUGAGCCUGAGGACAACCAGGAAACCAAACCCGAAAGACAUGGGUCAAGGACAGCAGCAACUAAUGCUGCUAGUGCCACAGCUAAGUCAAGAACAUGGCAACCCUCUUUACAAAGUAUCUCAGAGGCAACUAGCUGAUUCGUGUUUUCAAUCUUACCCACAUGUGAUGUGAGAGACAGAGGAGCAAUUGAACACUCAAACCACGAAAAACAAAUCCUCUUCAUGAUUGCUUAGAUCUGUGGAAAUUAAUUUAAAUAUAGUACAUUCAGGGAAGCCAGACACAACUGAGAGAUGAUAAAAUUCCCUUCGGUUGAGCAACUGGGUUCAUGCAUAAUAAUUGUGUAUAGUAAAGGUUGACAUAUUGGACAUCAAUUAAUGUACUCAGAUAUUACUUUCCAGU